Messenger RNA from Penicillium malachiteum, 1842 nucleotides. RefSeq lists its product as uncharacterized. Bases 1 to 1842 code for a protein of 613 amino acids. Gene Ontology annotation, molecular function: double-stranded DNA binding; RNA binding. Gene Ontology annotation, cellular component: transcription export complex 2. NCBI's taxonomy places the organism in Eukaryota, Fungi, Ascomycota, Eurotiomycetes, Eurotiales, Aspergillaceae. The record is from RefSeq and is a predicted model, not a curated record. Gene Ontology annotation, biological process: transcription elongation by RNA polymerase II; post-transcriptional tethering of RNA polymerase II gene DNA at nuclear periphery; poly(A)+ mRNA export from nucleus. The transcript has 3 exons.
AUGGCACCCCAAACCCCAGUCUUGGACCAGUUCCUGGUCAGCAUUGCUGAGCUUGUUAAGAAUCGUGAUGGCACAAAGCUACAGGACUACCUUCAAAUCGAGCCUCCUCUGUCAGAAAUCUACCUCCGAAUGGUCGAGGAAUUGCGCCUGCGAUACAAGCCCGGUCCCCAGAGCGAUACCGAACUCCAGCAACGAUGCGAGGUCCUAGUCCCGCAUACUAAGGGCGGGUCACCUUGGUCUGCUUUCCCAACCUUCAUGAGACUUUAUUUCUCAUUCCUGCGAGACGUCAAUGUCGAAAAUCUUCUCGAAACAUACAAGCUUCUCCGGGCUCUAGUGAAUCAAUGUGUACUGGCGCUUGGAGAUAGUCUUCACGGAGUCAUCGUUCUCCCCACCGUUCUCUACCUCUCGAAAGUUAUGGCAAAAUUGGCGAUGGGUUUGGAUCGACGCCCUGAACUAAUCGCACACAUUUUGCGCAUGGAAGGUGGUCAGAAGCAAGAGGAUAGCAUGGAAAAAGUGACACUUGUGGAGCAAUCGGCCAACGUGGUGCGUGAGGCAUUCAUCAAGUGCUUGACCGAUCGCAGUGGUAGCACCGGGUCACAUGGAAAGCCCGAGGGGAAGCGAGUUGGCAUCUACUUAAUGGCAAAUUUAUGUCUGAAGCUUCUUUUCCAGUGCGGAAAACUGCGCAACGCAGAACAAAUGUUUGCUAGCAUCAGCGCCCAAUCACCCCCUUUGAUGCAUUUCCCGGCUUCUCAGCGCGUCACCUACCUCUAUUACCUGGGUCGCUAUCUUUUUUCGAACAACCUAUUUCACCCAGCCCGAAUUGCUCUGCAGGCAGCUUAUGAUCAAUGCCACCGCCAGGCACUCAGCCAACGAACCUUGAUCCUCACAUAUCUCAUCCCGUGCAACAUCAUAAUGGGCCGAUUCCCAUCCAAUACUCUUCUUCAACGACCCGAGGGACAGCCGCUAGCUGAGCACUUUGUGCCCCUCUGUCAAUUGAUUAUUAGGGGCGACUACCUCGCGUUCCGACGACACCUUUCUUUCGACUCGCCCACGGCUCAAUGGUUUGGCAAGAAUGGUAUUCUUUUGACCCUUCAAAAUAGAUGUGAAAUCCUAGUCUGGCGAUCCUUUUGUCGCAAGGUUUUCAUUCAUGGCGGUUUCCAUGGGAAGGCAGAUUCUCCAACCCCACCCCAUCUGUAUCUUCAGAAAGUGCUGUUUGCUACGAAGUGGCUUCAGUCUCGUUCUGAAAACUUGACCCCGAAUGGUACCAGCCACGCCUCGGUGAAACCUCAAUAUGGAUCACAAACUAUCUCUGAACCUAUCGACCGUGAAUAUGCAGGACUUGAGAACCCGCAAAGUGUCAACAGCUCCGAGGGCGAUAACAAGUUGAUGGGGAAAUAUGGAGACUACUUGUCACCACUUGGCUUUUUCGAUGCAAGCGGCGAAUUCAUCAAGAAUAUGCCUAGUCAACUUGUGGAUGCCUUUGUCAAGCCCGAUUACGACGAGUAUGAAUUAGAUCCCUAUGCCGAUGAGAGCAUUCUCCAAGAACAACCAGCCAUGCUCAUGGGAGAGAUUGAAUCUAUCCUAUCCUCACUCAUCACGCAAGGAUUAAUGCGUGGCUACUUGACUCAUCAAACUCCCCGAUUUGCUAUCACAGGUGCUCGACAGCGGGGUGCCUUGCCAACAGGAUUUCCGAAGGUCUGGGAGACCAUCUUCAAGCGAGAGAGCGAAAACAACAGUGUUCCGGGCUGGGUCAAGCCACGAGUAACUCCAAUGGGUCCACCGGCAGUUGGAGGUGGUCGUGUGCUGCACAUGACAGGGGCGCGACCUGUUGGACUGCAAUGA